This is a messenger RNA of Coniosporium apollinis CBS 100218, 534 nucleotides long. RefSeq lists its product as uncharacterized. The transcript is spliced from 2 exons. Gene Ontology annotation, molecular function: zinc ion binding. Lineage: Eukaryota; Fungi; Ascomycota; Dothideomycetes. The coding region runs from base 1 to 534 and encodes 177 amino acids. The record is from RefSeq and is a predicted model, not a curated record.
AUGUCCACCUAUCCCGCCCAGCCGGAAACGGUCCUCCAACAGCCACCCGUCUACCACACCGGGUCUCCCCCACCGCAGUCGAUGAGCCCUCUGUCACCACAACACACCCAGCCAGUCUACGACCAGAGCCAGAUGCAGCAAAUGGGCUACCAGCAACAAUCGCCCCCUCAGAUGCAGCAGCAAGGCCAAUACUUCCAGCCGCAGCAACAGCAAAUGAUGCCGCAGCAACACCAAAUGCAGCCUAUGCAGCCCGGCACCGUGUAUCAGAACGCGACGCCCAUUGCCUCGCUGGGCAGGUCAGCUGCGCCCGCGGACUGCCCUGCUUGCGGGCAGCGCUCAAUGACGCAAACCUCGUACGAGGUCGGGAAUUCCACACAUGCAUGGGCGCUCGGCCUCUGCUGUUGCCUUUGCCUUGGAUGCAUUCCGUAUCUCAUGAACUCGCUCAAGGAUGUGCAGCAUAAGUGCGGCAAGUGCGGUGUUUUACUCGCUACGUGGCAUCGCAGUGGCACCACUGAGGUGCAUAUACACAACUAG